AGCACAAGGUAACACUAACAGAACCCUUAGGUUUGAUUGUGUUAUGCUGCAACUCGUGGUUAUCAGGAUUCAGAGAGGUCUACAGCCCUGGGAGUGAUACUCACCAAAGAUGUAUAUGUAAUGGAAGAAGAGCAACAACAAACCUGGAAGUGAUUUCACGAAGUGUUUGGUUUGUUUUUAGUUGGAUUUUUUUUUUCAAAAUUUCCGAAUCAUCUGUAAACCACAAACUGAUCUGACAGAAAUCGUGGAACAUACUGCCUGACACGAGUGCCGUCGUGAUAAUGGAUCUCCUUGUUCAGAAUUGGAUAUGAGACACGGUUCAAUCUCCUGAAUCUGUUUCUACCUGCUGAAACUCUCAUCCACCUUGAAAAAGUACAAUGUCUGCCUCCAUACCAGCAUGCUCAACAACCUACUCUCAUGGUAUAGCAAGUGGUAAUGAUCACACAAGUACAAACUACUGUUCAGACAACUUUCAGACCUUCAGCUGCAAAAACAUCUUUGAAGAGGAUGCUCACCCACAAAAACCUCAGAGAAUCUCCAACAUGAAUAGCUUCUCUUACCCAAAUGACCCUCAGCCCUGCCAGGGUGACAGCCAAUCAAUCUUUGACAGCCAAAAUAUUGUCCACCCUAACAUUCACCACAUCCAGGAAGCAACUGUUCCCAGUGCAACCACUGCAAGGUCCCAAGCAGCGUUGCCCACCCAUACUGCACAAGCACCUCACAGAGGAAUCUCAGGAUACAUGGGGCACAUCCAGUCCAACACAGUCGAAGCUCACUUCACCCACAGGUCCUAUGUGCCUGCUCCCUCGCUACCACCAAUAUUGGAACAGCACCAUCAGAUGCUUCCACAGCAGAACCAGCUCCAAGUCAUGCAUGACGGUGACAGUAGUAACAGGAGGUACAUUAAACACCAGACAACGAACAAAAUGUCCCAAGCUUCAGCAGCAAGCUGUACACCACCUAACCUUAUGUCUCAAGACACAUUUCAAACACUAUGGGAUUCACUUGGGGAAAUCAACGAAAAUGGGGGAUAUACACAGGUUGUGUCACGUGACAUGAAUUUCCAUUUUGUCAACGACGAUGAGGAGGAGAACAUAGCCUCAAUUCAAAUUGAUCGUUAUCAUCUUUAUCCAGGAAAGCCAGGCAUGGGUUCCCCAUCCAACAGCAUUACAGACAUUCUGAAUCCAAUCAUACCUCACACGUCUGCUUCUGGCAUGAGCCCAGAUUCACAGACAAACAUCAUUGGCAGCUCUUCUUCCAGUCCCUAUAAUGAUGGUGCUAUUACUUCCCCUCCACCAUACUCACCUCACACAAGUGUCACCUCACCGAUUCCUUCCGUCCCAUCCAGCAAUGAUUAUGCAGGAGAUUAUGGUUUUGAAAUCUCUUUUGCACCACCAUCAAAAGAGACAAAGUCGACAACAUGGACAUAUUCAGAGAUGCUCAAGAAGUUGUACGUACGAAUGGCAACAACAUGCCCUGUAAGGUUUCGAACUUUGCGCCCAGCAUCAUCACAGUGCAUCAUACGUGCCAUGGCGAUUUUCAUGAAACCAGAACAUGUUCAAGAGGUUGUCAAAAGGUGUCCCAACCAUGCCACAACACGAGAACACAAUGAAAACCACCCGGCCCCAACACACCUUGUCAGAUGUGAACACAAGAUUGCAAAAUAUGUGGAAGAUCCAUAUACCCAGCGGCAAUCUGUCAUCAUUCCAUAUGAGACUCCACAAGCUGGCUCUGAAUGGGUCACAAAUCUCUUCCAGUUCAUGUGCCUGGGUUCUUGUGUGGGUGGCCCUAACCGUCGGCCCAUUCAGAUUGUGUUUACUCUGGAGUGUGACAAUCAAGUGUUGGGUCGACGGGCUGUGGAGGUUCGAAUCUGUGCCUGUCCAGGGCGGGAUCGGAAGGCUGAUGAAAGAGCUGCACAGCCAGUAUCAAAACAAUUGGUGAAAAAAGGCAUGUCCAAAAUUUCCAUCGAAACAUCCAUUGGCGCCGUUGGGACAGGCAAGAAGCGUAAGCAUGAGGAGAUUUAUACUCUGACAGUCUGCGGCCGUGAAAACUAUGAAGUUUUAAGAAAAAUUCGGGAUUCACUGGAACUUUCUGCUCGGGUCCCACAAGAGACAUUGGAGUCCUACAAGCAGCAGCAGCUGGAGAUGCAGCAACGGGUUGGUUCCACACCACAGCUGAUAUCCAUUCCUUCUUGUGAUGGCCCCUCUUCAGCCAGUGGCAGUUGUACUAUAGACAUGGUAGACCCCACACGUCAAUCCACUCUGCCAUUUGAUGCUGACGUCAGCAGCUCCCAGCUGACACUAGAUGUGGUAGCAAACAGUAAUACUGGUGAUGUGGCUGUCAUCAAAAAUGAAAAUGCUGGACUGCAAGACCAUGUGCAGGACCACACCAUUGCCAGUUGGCUGGCCAGGAUGGGACUAUCAGCAUACAUUGAUAACUUUCAUCAAAAGGGUUUGAGCAACCUCUUCCAGCUUGAUGAUUUCAACAUGGAUGAUCUGUCCCAGAUGAAAAUUGGCAUAGCACACCGUAACAAGAUCUGGAGGGCUCUUGUUGAGUGGCGUGAAAGCAUAAGCAAUGCUGUGACAGAUGCUUCACAGCUGCUGCAACACUCCAUCAGCUCUGCCUCCACCGAUACCCUUCUUGCAUCUCAAGGCACCAUCUCUCAGCAAAGCUCCUUCUGCCCUGGCUACUUUGAGGUGACACGUUACACCUUCAAGCAGACCAUCUCUCUAUCAAGUUCAAACAUAGAUGGUCACCCUCUUCUCAAAAAGAACUCUAGUAACUGCAGCAAGUGAAAUGGCAUGAGUCACCAUCCACUGGACUUGCUUGGUGCUAAUCCCUACAGCUGCUAUCUGCUGAAGUGUGCGAGAUGGGAACUCUAUUUUGGCCAUCUCUUGAUUUGCUUUAUUAAGCCCAAAGACAGAGUAUUGUUGUGUCCCAGAGUUUACUGCCCUCACUGCCUGCCUGAUAACCACUGCAAUGAAAAGCCAUCUAACAUCGGUGGUGCUCUGUACAGAAAGAAGAAAUCUAACUGAAGGGUAGCACUUUCAAAGCUUGAUUAGGCCCAUUUCUUUAGAGAAUAUCUUCAACUGCCUUUCUUAGUGACAUUGGCUAAAGACCUGCUGAUUUUUCUGAUGUUAAGAUUUUUGUUAAACUUGCCUCUUUGGACUUGAAGGAUGAUUAGCCAGAGGCAGCUUGUUUAAAUCUUGAUUUAACGAAGCCUCCUGCUAAUGUUUAAUGUACUUGCACAUUUAUUGUUGUCACCCAUCAUAAAUUGCAUGUAUAUAUGUAUAAUGUAUGUUUAUAUCUUUACAAAUCAGAAAUUUCCAUCCAGAUAUACUGGUAAGCUAAACUGUGAAUGUAAAGGGCUGUUAAGGAUUGCUACAUCCUACAUGAAAAUUUUUUCUCCAAGGAAAGAAUUUAUUUUUUCUUAAGUCGACUGUGGCAUCAAAAGCUUAAGACCUUAUACCUAUAGAAUUUCCUCAGGGUUUGUGGUAAUCUUUCUCUUUUGUGCAUCACAAAUGGAGUAUUAAAAACCUUGUUCCUGGGGUACUGUGAAUCGGAUUUGAGGAAACAUUGGCGCUGCUAGGGAAGCUUCAGUCAACUUUCACAAAUGCAUUGUUCUUCCCCCCAGAAAUGACAUACAUUUAGCUCUUGGCUAGCUGAAAAAUAGGUAUUUUGUUAUUUUUUAUUUUAAAAUGAAAAAGAACAUCUUUGUUCACAACACUUGCAUUUACUUUCUAUGACUUUAUGGAGGGUUUUUUUUUGUACAUAGCUUUUGGUCACCAAAUUAUGUAUCUCCAUAGAUACAAAUCAGAUGCAUAUUUUUUUAUAGUGAUGUAAUAUUUUUUAUCUUGAAACUUGCGAUCAUUUGAAAAAUAUCAAUGUAUCGUUAUUACUAAUGCGUCAACCCUGCCGUCCUGAACUAGAAAAUAUAUUGGGCACCAACAACUUGCAGGAUUGAUGCGUUCUUGUAAACAUUUUCCUGCAGUAAUGUGGUUAUUGGAGUUUCUAUUUAAUUAGUAGGAAGAAAAUAGCCAUUUGCCUGUGGUGGAGCAAAUUAAAAAAUUUUACAAAUUGUAUAAUAUAAAGAGUAUUACAAAAACAAAGGGUCAUCUAACAUAGCGGUCAUAAGAGCAUUGAUUUUUGAAUGGUUUGGUUCACUGUGCUUAGAGCAUGUCACAAAAGGCAGAAUCCAACCCUUUUCCUCUGUUGCCUUUUGUCUUUUCAGAUGAAUUGGGUAUCCAUAAACUGGGAAGAAAAAAAUGUUCCAUUUACAGGCCUGCUUAAGAUUUGACCCAGAAAUUUGCUUUAAAGUCAAGCCCACUAACCAGUAGGCUAAUAUGAAAGCUUAGAAAAAACAGAAGGAUCAUAAUAGAAAAAUACUUUGUGUGACACUGGAUGUGAAACAGAAGGAUUCCAAUCAUCUUGUGAGAAAGAAAUGUUACCUGGCUUUAGACAUAAUCUUUAAACUACUUUCUAAGGGGUCAGGCAAAGGAUGGUGAUAAAUGUGUUGCCAAGAUGUCCAAAUUGAGCUUUUAUUAUUAUUAUGAUUAUUAUUUUUGUUUUAAUGGCUAUAAUUGACUGGUCAGCCUAGAGAAGGAAGUGCCUUCAGUCAAAGCAACUGCAUAAAAUUUUUUUUCCAAGAGUUUCAAGAAGUCAUUUGUGCCACCACUUCGAUCGAAAUUUAAUUCUUCUAAAUCAUUUGUGAGGUUAUACUCAAAACAUGUCUGUGGUUAAUAGUCAGGAAAGUGCGUUCUUGUCUUUAAUCCUGUCAUUCCGUCCACCCAUAGACAUUAAUAUUCAAAGAGACUAAAUGAUUUCAUGAUUUUGAUCACAUUUAGCAUGAUCAACAUUGCUUUUAGCAACACUGCACGCCUUCAGUGAUCAAGAGACCUGCAUGUUCCCACAGCAAAUUGUGUUCAAAGGUUUCUGAAAGUGCUCUCUGUUUUGAAAAGUGUAUUCAAGAAUUUCAGAUAUAUUUGUUGUUGUUGAGUGCAUUUCUAGAUAUAUAUAUAUUGGCUAUGUAAGUUUGGUUGCAUUGUGACUGUUGUUCAUGAAAGGAAUAUUUAUGAAAAAAAUUAUAAGACAAAAAGGUUUAUUUGUGUUAAUAAUUGUUGAGUGUUUGAUUUCUUUUAUCUGCAACUAUACUUUCAUGCAACCUGUUUUAAUUGUCAAAAUGAAUUUAUCAAAAUAAUGAAGAGAGGUUAAAGCCAUUUAAUUCUCAGACAAAAUGCUUCAGGCAGAUGUAAACAGUUUCAGCAUUUCCUUUGCUGUGUUCUAUCAUCUCAGUCUGCUAAAGUUCUAGCACUUUUUCUUGGCUGGUUUCAUGUGGGCAGUUCUUUGCCUGCUUUGCAUUUAAUGCUAGAGUUUACUUUUGAGAACCUAUGAUGUAGUGAACACUGCUUGUUGAUUUGCCCGGUUUUUUUCCUGCUGCUGCUGUCCUUUGUUUUAAACCACCAUCCACUUUAGAAUAAGAUGAAUCAUGGGAAACAUUUCCUUCCACCAGCAUUCCCAAAUGCAAGUGCAACAUUUUUUUGGUUUUGGUAUCAUCCAGAAGGCCACCAUUUUGGUGAAUCACAUGACUGGUCGCGUAUUGAUGCUCACUUGAUAUUUUGUUAUUUGCAUGCUAGGAUUGUGAGCAUUUUCCUUGUCACUUGCCUACCCUCGUUGCAUUUAUAUCCCUUACUGUUCUGAGUUCUGUGUGCCAUUGGUUAAAUGUAUAAUUUUUAUAAGAUGCGACUGUCACAUUCUCUCUUAUACACAAGAGGUCAACAUGUUAUGCCUUUUUUGUGAGGGAUGGGGUGCAUGUCAUGGAGUAUGUGUAGUUUUUUCCCAACCACCACUUUGAGCUUCAUUUGAUUAACACCUAAUUAGAUAACCCAACAGGUUCGGAAACUCUAACGUCUUCUCUACCCUCACCACCUAUGAUUUUGUUUUAAUUGCAGUACUUUUGAAUGUUUCUGAAUGAUGCUUCUGUUGAUAUCUCUCCUGAAACAACUUUUGACAAAUCUCACUUUGUUAAAAAGCCACUUUGUCAUGACAACUCACUUUUCUUCAUGAUGUUGAGAUUUUGUGAUUUUUAGGUGUAUAUCUGUGUGUGUUGAUCAUACUAUAUUUGGUUAAAGAGUGUUCUAAGUGUUGUGCAUGAAGUGAUGUUUGGGUAGAAACUUGAAAUUCUCAUUUUCUUGACCCUCUUUGAAAUCCCUUUUCACAGAUUAUUGGAGAGACAGAGAGCAUGAGCAAAGCACAGGAAAAUGCUUUUCGGCAUCCAAAACUGUGUGAUUUUUGCAUAUUUGCAAAUAAAUAGGUCUAAGGCAAUUUUUAUACCAGGUUUCUGGUCACCUCUCUCCUGACACUGCACAUAGAUUUCCAAGGACGAAGACAUCCUGUGGUAACUUUUUAUGUUAUGACAUUUGUGUGCACUUUUCCAUGUAAGAAAGAAAGAUGAUAAUGUUGAACUCAGCGGUGCAGCAUUUUGAUGUGUUAGCACUCUCUGCAGUAACUUUGGGCAACAUAAAUCUUUGUGAGCCCUACAAAUUUUGUGUUCUUAGUUUUGCCUAUAAUAUAUAAGGCAGAUGUACAUAAUAAUAGCACUCAAUUUCAGAUUAAAUGCAUAACCAGGAAUGCUAUAUGUGUGAAUUUAAUGUGUUCGUUUUUUGCUUCCUGUGCACCACCAUCUUCAGUCCUUGUCCCAUGCAGAUUAAUUAAUUUGUAGGACCAAUGAUUUUAAGAUUGACAACUUUUGGAAGGCAGUACAAAUACCCUUUUUCACAUAGAUUUUGCACAGUAUUAGAUGUUUUUUGUUUUUUUGUUGUUGUUUUUUUUUUUAAACUUAAGCACCUCCUGUGCGUUAAUGAUGCAUAUGUCUCCCAAAUGAUUUUAGCCUUUAGAUAAUUUGAAAUUUGUGGGAACUGUAACCUCCUUUUCCUUACAGGCACUGGAAUAAAUUGAUUGGUAUGUUAUAAUUUAAAUCACAUGCUUCAGAUUUGUGUACUUUUUAUGUACUAGUGAUUUAAUUUUUAUGUUGGGAAGGGCCUUUAUUUUAAGGGUGCACUUUGCUUUCUGUAAACCUGGGGUGCCCAACCUACGGCACGCUAUUUUAGCCAGACACAGCAUAAUUUCAUUUUAAAUAUCAUAAUUCUGGCAAAACCACCAUGUUCUGGCCCACGAAACUUUAUAUCAAGUCCAGUCUGGCCCUCGAGCAAGAAAAAGUUGGGCACCCCUGUUGUAAACCAUUCGUUUCAACAGGUUUUUACACACUCUUCCUAUGCAAAAUAGCUACUUUUGAAGAAUUUGUUGACUAGUAUGCCGACAGUUUAACUGCAUCAAUUUAGCAGUUAAAAUAAAUCUAGACUAGGUGUUCCCUGUUACUUGCAGCAGAAAAGAUUGACUUGGGUUCUAUGGGAUGUAUGGAAUGAUCUGUUUAAAGUUUUCCAUAUUCAUGUGGUUUACUGAUUGCUUGUGGAGCUUCGAUUCAGUUUCUUUCAUCUUUCAGCCAUAUAGAAACAAUUUUGAAUCUCUUGAAUACAAGCAAAAACCCAAUUUAAUGACAUGCAUAUAAGUUUUGAGGAUGCAUGUCAGCAUUAUGUCUUGACAGAUUGCCAAAUGCUUGAGACACGUGCAGAACAUCCCUGUCUUGAUAUGGCAUAUCUUAUGUGUGCAGUGCCAUGUUAAUUUGUUUCUUUUGGGAACGGGGAAGUAGUUAUUUAAUAGUACUUUUUUAUCUACCCACAAAUGCAACUGAGACUGUAUGUUUGGGUAAGAGCACUGAUGGCUAAGAAGAAAGCAUUUUGUGAAUAAAUGUAGCAGAAGACAGUUAUCAUGCAUAACACUCUUAUGCAUUGUCAUUAGGUAUAGAGGGUUAGAUAAUAAUUAUCAGAAACAUCUCACUGAGAUUUUUUAGCAGGAGAUGUCUUGUCUUCCUUGGCGUCUUGACAUUUUGUAUCAGAAGCACAGUUAUUAGAAGAAAAAAAAUCUGCUGCUGUUCUUGGUGCUCUGAAAGAGCAUCUGCUCAAAGACAUUUUUCUUUGUUUGCUGACAAGAUUUUUCUGUGUUCCAAUGUGCACUGCCAACUAUAAAGCAACUAUGUGGCACAUCUGCCACACUCGCAAAGGUCACAGGUUGCUUCUUUCCAUUGCAUAAGUAUCAAAACAGUUGUCUGUGCCACAAAUGGUCCACAUUCUGUGCAUUUAUGUUGUACACAACAGUGGAGGCAGCUGUGUUUUACAGUCUUAGAGCCCCACUUUUGAUUUUUUUCCGAUCUUUAGUUAUAGAAAAAAAAAUGCCUCAGGUGUUUGCUUUUAGUUGUUUUGUUGGUUUUUUUUCUAUUUCAGUUUUGUGCGAUAUGCUUAUUUUCAUUGUAUUUCUUUUCUUCACCAUAUGCUUUUGCUUUUGGACGUAGUAGUUCCCUUAAGUCGUGUUGCUUUAUUGCAUGGAACGUAUUUUCCUUAUCUUAUAAUUUUAGUUUGUUAGCCAAGCUGUUAGAACUGCAGUAUAACAAAGGAAUGAAGCCGGGUUUAUACAUGUGUGUAUAUAUAUUUGCAUGUAUAAUCUACUCGCCCCUUUUUUUUUUUUUUUACCGUUGUGAAGGGGUGCCAGUUUUUGCAGCUUCAGAAAGUCUUUUUCUUUGCAUACUAAAAGGCUUUAAAAUAACAGUACAACAUGCCAAGUAGGUGGGGCCAUCAUUGUUAUUGCUAGAAUACUCUUCUGCAAACUGAAGGGGAGGUAGGGGGGAAAUGAUGCAAGUAUUAUGGUAACAUUAUCUUUUUUGUUUGUUUGUUUGUUUGUUUGUUUGUUUGUUUGUUUGUUUUCUCUUCAUUGUCAUCAUUCCAGAAAUCUUUGUGUUCACUGACCAGUGCACACACUGUGUCGUUUCAUUGCUUAUAGCAAUGAAAGAGCUGUGUUCAUUCCUGUGGGCAGAAGCCACCAGUCUGCCCGUUCUUUUGUUUUGUACAGAAACUUGUACAGAUUUAUGCACACACUGAAGGACCAUGUGCUGGUAGCAAACCUACAGGUGAACUGCACAAGGAAAUUUUUUUUUAAGGAGAGGUCCACCUGUGUGUAUUUUGCUUGCAUUUUUUUAACUUUGUAUGCCUUGUGUAGAAUAAAACUUGAAAAAGUGUCUAAAAUGUA
Pomacea canaliculata is the source of this 9135-nucleotide messenger RNA. Its product is annotated as tumor protein 63-like. Gene Ontology annotation, molecular function: RNA polymerase II cis-regulatory region sequence-specific DNA binding; protein binding; DNA-binding transcription factor activity, RNA polymerase II-specific. Gene Ontology annotation, cellular component: nucleus. The record is from RefSeq and is a predicted model, not a curated record. Gene Ontology annotation, biological process: protein tetramerization; regulation of transcription by RNA polymerase II; apoptotic process. Lineage: Eukaryota; Metazoa; Mollusca; Gastropoda; Architaenioglossa; Ampullariidae.